Messenger RNA from Linnemannia hyalina, 552 nucleotides. NCBI's taxonomy places the organism in Eukaryota, Fungi, Mortierellomycota, Mortierellomycetes, Mortierellales, Mortierellaceae. The record is from the annotation of a GenBank genome assembly.
AUGAGUGGCAUCAAGGAGGACAUCAAGAAGCAGCAGCGACAACAUUUUGGUGCCCGAGCACCUACCAUUCAUGCACGCCUUGCGGAGGAUAUGGGCGAGGUAGAAGCGAAGCGCAAAAGAAAGACGAUGACCAAGUCGACCGCGGCAGACAGUAUGGAGACUUCCAGCACAAAGCAAGGUGGAGCUCCUGUCGCGAAGGUGUCCAAGAAACUCAAGUCCAAGGGAAGCAUCACAGAAAUUCGCCUCGUUGGGGUGUUGGAAUCAUUCUUCGAGACUAGAAGCGCGUUUGCAGGUCAGAACUUAAGAGCAUACGAGCGCAUGACUGUCGAAGAGAAGGAGCUCAUGAGCGAGCGGAUGCGACAACAGACCAGAUUCACAGGAGAUAUGUGGACCUCACUUGUUCAACGGCCAGCAGAUAACGCAAAGUACCUCAAGUACUUUACCGAGCCAAGUCGCAAGAAACCAGCCAUUCCACCCUACAUUGAGGUCGGUGUAGAUUCGCUGUCUCGCGGAGCGUUCGAGUUUGCCUCGACACCGAUACGUUCUAUUUGA